Bactrocera tryoni is the source of this 2368-nucleotide messenger RNA. RefSeq lists its product as uncharacterized. The coding region runs from base 1449 to 1979 and encodes 176 amino acids. NCBI's taxonomy places the organism in Eukaryota, Metazoa, Arthropoda, Insecta, Diptera, Tephritidae. The record is from RefSeq and is a predicted model, not a curated record. The transcript has 2 exons.
UGUUGUUAACUCGGUCAUAACCGCGUAAACGGUUUCUUCGCCAUUAAAGAAAAAGAAGAACAGACGCAUAAAAUUUUCUAGCAUUUAUUUCAGAGCUAUUAAGAUAAAAAAAUUUUAUUUGAAAUUUGUAAUUGCACAGUAUGGAAAAAAAUGUAGCUGGCGAUUUUAUUAGACGCAGUCCUUAAGUGAAGUUGCUAAAUAGAAGCCAGCAACUAAAAAUCAAAGAUUUCGGAACUGGUUUGGUGGGGUCCCGUUAUAAGGAAAUGAGUUAAGGCAGUUAUUAUGACUAAAGUAGGAACGAAUCAUUAGUAGAAGAGCCCAUUGUGGAGUCUUUGUUUUCUACCGUUAUUUUCUCUCUCUUUUCUUUUAAUCUAUUGACCUGACCGCAAAUGCAUGUACUUUAGCGCUGAAUUAGAAUGGAAUUGAUUUAAACCUCAUAUCCCUAAUACAAGUAUUAUGAAUUCCAAUCAUCUGAUUGGCCUCUAUUACGGUUUAAACAAACUUCAACUUUUUGUAGUAUUACCUCAGUAGAGACAAUAAUAAACGUUCGGUUUGUUUACACAUUUAUACUCAACUCCAAAAAAUCUCUAGAGUGUUGUGUAACACCUUUUUCGCUACUUUUAUGGUCAUUAGGGUGUCGUGUUAGUAUUUAAGCUACAUAUAAAUUUUCAAGUUUAAUGAAGAACACUUAAAUAGAUAUUACAUAAUGGACAUUUUUACAUCACGAAACUGAUUAUUUUGAAUUACUUUGCAAUUUUAUUGGGAAGUUACUUGUUAUCUAAGUCGUUUUUUUUUAAACAAGUGUUAAACACCCUUCAAAAAUUUCUUAACUUUUUCAUGCAAAAAGAUACAGUCCUGGGCUUUCGUUGGACAUACAUAUCUGUGGUCCUAAGCCAUAACAACACAACUCCACUUUUGGCCAAAAUGAGUUAUUAUCAUGGUUGGAAUCUCCAUACUUGAUUUCACAUUGUGUCAAAAUCUUAUAAAGAUCACUCCAAUAGUUAGCGAGAUAUUAACGAAAGAAAAACUGAUCAAAUCAAAGUGAUUGCAAAUUGAUUGCACUUGUGCUUUUGUUCUCAGUUCACAUUCAACAAGCGGAGCGGCUGGUUGUUCAUUUUUUGCGUGCGGAAAAAUAGCAUAUCUAACUUGUGCUUUUAUUCCGAAGUAAGUUUGUUGUUCGGAAACUUACAUAAGUAUACUUGUGUUGUUUUAUCCAAAGUAUUUUUUUUCUAAUGCCUACCAUAACUUAAGUUGUGCUUUUGUUUCGUGCUGUGUUUCUUAUCAUUAGUUAACAAAACAAAAGAUAUGGUAUUUUUCCAAAACGAAUUAUUUGCAACCAACAAUUUAACUUGACUUGCUUUUUUAUUCCAAGUGCUAGCUUAAAGAAAUUGCUGAAUUGUGCUUUUUUGCAGUACAUAUUUACAUAGUGAAAAUUCAAAACACAAUGGAUGACCAAGCUUCAGAAACGCGUGAUUUACAUCAAUCCCUUCGAGAAAGCCAAUUUUCAUACGAGCCAUUUUCCAGCCAUAGGCGAUAACUUAUUCUUAAAUAUGUUUCACGAUCCCGUUGUACCGAAUGAGACAUCAUGUAGUGUAGAUUGCGGAUUUGCCACUUUUCCACGCAAUUUUACAAAAUUGUUCUCAACUCAGAUCGUUAACUCAUCUCCGCAACUAUUCGAAAUGGACUUUAGCAGCGAUGAUUCUAUCAGAGAUCCCGACUAUAUUGUUUCAAGUGCGACCUCGGAAUCAGAAAAGGAGAAUCAACCUGUUUAUAUUUCGGAGUCAAUAUUAGAGAGUCCAUAUGCCGAUACUGAUGAAAAUGUCCAAAACUUUACUCAACCUCCCAAAAAUAUAAAAAAAGACAGACAAUUAAAUAGAAAUUCGGGAAGAUCGUACACCACGAAAAAAGGAAAAGUGGUUGCUGGUCGCAAGUGCCUACCUCUCGAAAGUUGCCGAAAGAAAUGCGAAAGUACCUUUUGAAAAACAAAAGCACAUUUUUGAGGAAUAUUGGAGAAUGGGCGACUACAAAUCAAGGCUACUUUUCAUUUGUGGACUCGUCGAAAUUGGCGAAAAGCUGUCUGAAAAAAAUCAACUAGAACGAAAAUUCGACGAAUAACAAACUAUUAUUCUGUAAAUAUUGAUAGCGACAAAGUUGACGUCUGUAAAGGUUGUUUUUUGAAGUGCUUUGGAGAAACAAACAGUUUUUUGAGGAAUGUGAUUGAAAAGAAACUUAAUUAUCCAAAAUCACCAUUGGCCGAUAAGAGAGGUAAGUUCACUCCAAUAAACAAGCUAGACGAAUCACAGGUCGAAACUAUUACGCAACGUAUUAAUAGCUUUCCUGCCUAUGAAAGUCACUAUUGUCGGCGUGA